GAGGCACGAUCCACGAGCACAACGGGUUUCCAGAACCCGAGAAGAGCAACGAGAGUGGAGUGGAGUGGAGACGACGAUGCGUCCGAGGCCGAGAGGAUUGAUGCUUCUUCUCCAGCAGCAUCACGCCAUUGCGCUGCUGGCUGGAGGCAAGAGGCGUAAAUGAAAAUGUCUCAUGUCUCGGGGUAAGCCAAAACGUAGUCAUCUGAUACGGUCGAGAAUGUCCGCCAUAGUGUAUCAUGUGCGGCAAGGCAGGGAGGGAGGGAGAUACAGUCCGGGCAUGGACUAGGGCCAGCGGGAGGCUUUCUAUGUCGCAUGCUCGAGUAAAUGAGUUACGUCGCUGCGCCAACUGUUGAUCUGGGAGAAGGCGCCGUAUGAUCCACGAGUCGGGCUCUGAAGCUGCCCUCAAUCGCAGGGGCGCACUGCGCAAACUCUCGCCUCGGUCGAGCAGCGGAACGUGAAGCAAAAUCUGGACUGGGAGGCAAGAGUUCUGAUUGACGCGGAGAGCAGGAGAGCAGGAGUAGGAGGAGUUGUUCCGAAUGUGAAUAUGCUCACGGCGCUUGCUUGCGUCCAUCGACGAGAGCAAGGGGUGAGAUUCGACCAUGAAGUGAGAGAAGGCAUGCAUACGUGGUCUGUACAUGUCAGGAAAGUUUUCCUAAACCAUCACCCGUCCAUCCACCUCACCAUUUCCCUCCGUCACCAGAUUCACGGCAACUCUGCUCAAAUUUGGGCCUUUUCUGCGCCCAUAAUGCUACGUACGUACGUCGUUCGAUCAGCAUCCAUGUCUGACGUGUGGUGAUUGUAUGAAAGGGGACACGUAGAAAUGAUGUGGUUACUGUCAGUGGAGGACUAUUUCAUCUGAGUUUCAACACCAAUCUCCCGACCCGAUAAUUACAUUUCGUCCAGCAUAUUCGUCUCGUUUAUUCUCGGUAUCAUUGAACCGGUUACACAGACGAUAAUAAAGGAUACAUGGGUGACCGCGGGGCUUACUGCUGAUUGAUGACAAUGGCAAGAGCUUUUGCGGGAAGAGAGAGCCACACGUAUAUCAUGACACAUCUGCAUGUCACUUACAGUAUCACUGUAAGGGGGACCUACAUCGAAUUUUUCCCCUGGAGGAAAGACCGUUGACGGAUCCUUCGCAGUCUAUCGUCCGCUGUCUGCCUGAGAGAUGUAGGUUAGAAAUAUCGCCCGGGCCGGUCCAUGAGUGAAGAGAUUUUUCCUGAGACGCCACCGUGCGUGCAAAUGUUGUGCAAAUGAUGAAAUCUCGCUGCGCUUUGUCAGUAGAGUGGCACACUCUCUCAAUUCCUUCAGUUGUUACAAAAAAGUGUUGACGUCAACGAGGAAAUUUCCC
Messenger RNA from Marchantia polymorpha subsp. ruderalis, 1348 nucleotides. Lineage: Eukaryota; Viridiplantae; Streptophyta; Marchantiopsida; Marchantiales; Marchantiaceae. The record is from the annotation of a GenBank genome assembly.